AUGUUCCUAAGUGAUCGCAUCUAUUCGUCUCUCUUCGCUACAGGAUCCCUACUUCUAUACCCACAAGGCAUCUUUCAUUUUUCUUUCUUUUCUCUUUUUUUCUUUCUUUCUCAUUCAGAUCUUUCAUUUUCUUCCUUUCUUUCUCAUUCAGAUCUUUCAUUUUUCUUUCUUUUCUCUUUUCUUUCUUUCUUUCUUUCUUUCUUUCUAAGAUCUUUCAUUUUUCUUUCUUUUCUCUUUCUUUCUUUCUCAUUCAGAUCUUUCAUUUUCUUUCUUUCUUUCUCAUUCAGAUCUUUCAUUUUUUCUUCUUUCUUUUUUCUUUCUUUCUUUCUCAAUGAGAUCUUUCAUUUUUCUUUCUUUCUUUCUCAUUCAGAUCUUUCAUUUACUUUCUUUCUUUUCCCUAUCUUUCUUUCUUUCUCAUUCAGAGUGUUCAUUUUCUUUCUUUCUUUUCCCUAUCUUUCUUUCUUUCUUUCUCAUUCAGAGCGUUCAUUUUUCUUUCUUUCUUUAUUUCUAUGUUUCUUUCUUUCUCAUUCAGAUCUUUCAUUUUUCUUUCUUUCUUUCUUUCUUUCUUUCUGUGUUGCUUGCUUUCUCAUUCCAACUUUUAUAUUUCUGUGUGCCUGGUCGUUUAUCGGUACGUGUGGGCAUCGCUUUCUAUCUCAAGUCUUUAGCGGAAUCACGUGGGACUGA
Molecule: messenger RNA, 684 nt
Organism: Acanthosepion pharaonis
Lineage: Eukaryota; Metazoa; Mollusca; Cephalopoda; Sepiida; Sepiidae
Source: the annotation of a GenBank genome assembly